CACACUGGUUGUGUUCUGCACGAAGCUGACAGUAUGCAGUCACUAGUCAUCCAAGCUAUACUGAUCGCCCUCUGCGUUGUACAUGCAGAGUGCGGAGGAAGCAGGACGCCAUGUGCCUUUAUUUCACGAUCAUCUAAGAGCAAAAGAUACAUGGAACCUGUCUACAGAAGCAGGCGAGCGACCUGCGACUCAAGUGACACCUAUAGGACAGCUGAUGGCACGUGCAAUAACGUGGACAAUUCGGGCUGGGGAGCUGCAGGUGCUCAACUUGCGAGGUGGCUGGAACCUGAGUAUGCUGACGCAAUGGGAAACCCCAGAGCUCUGGCCACUGAUGGCUCAGACCUGCCUAACCCAAGAAGCAUCAGCAACCAUGUUCACUUUGAGCUGAGUUUCCUUUCCAUCAAACACUCCGUCAUGUUGAUGCAGUGGGGUCAGUUUAUUGACCAUGACAUUACGGGAACGCCGGUAGUUACAGAUAAUGGGAACGAUAUUGAGUGUUGCGACCGAACUGACUCUGUUCCGAGCGACACGGACUCUCCAUGUUUCCCGAUCAACCUUCCUGAUGGUGAUUUCUACUUUGGCGAUGGUAAAUGUAUGAACCUGGUGAGAUCGGAGGCUGUUUCCGGAACAGGCACGGAUUCCUCAAAUCCACGACAGCAGUACAAUGAAUUGUCCGCCUUCAUAGACGGUUCCCACAUCUAUGGCAUCUCAGACUCGGAGACGGCCGAGCUCAGAGACACUGACUCUGGAUCUGGAUUGCUGAAAGUGGGAACAAAUAAUCUUCUUCCGGAAGGAGAUUCAGGCGACUGCUUUCUUGAUACUUCUGAUCCAAGCAACUACUGUUUCAAAGCAGGUGACUCGAGAGUCAAUGUCUUCCCUGGACUUACGGCACUGCACACUCUGUUCAUGAGAGAACACAACCGUGUUGCAACAGCUCUCAAGGGCUUCAACAGUGGCUGGGAUGACGAGAAACUCUUCCAACAAGCAAGACGAAUAGUUAUUGCGGAAUUACAGGUAAUAACAUACAAUGAGUGGCUGCCUGAAAUCCUUAGUGCCAAUGGGGUUGCAAACUACAACCUCGGAUUCGACAACUACAACUACAAUUCCAGCCUCGACCCCUCUCUCAGUAACGUCUUCUCAACGGCGGCUUUCCGAUUUGGACAUUCAAUGGUGCCAGAAAACCUUACAAUAGGAAGCGAAGUGGUAGACACUGGUGACCUGUUCAAGAGGACAAAAUACGUCAUCAACAGCCUGGAUGACGUCAUCAGUAGUUUUCUGGGAGCUGCAGGUGAACGUGCUGAUGCGUGGUAUGUCGAUGGCAUGAGGCAGAGAAUGUUUGAGGAGGAUUCAGACACAAAGGACGGUUUUGACAUUGUGAGUCUGAACAUUCAGCGAGGAAGGGAACAUGGCCUCCCUCCUUACAACGACUGGAGAGAAUACUGUGGUCUCGACAAAAUUACCUCCUUCACAUCUGGUACUGACUUCGGAGGUAUUCAAGCUCGCGAUCUUCGGGAUAUAUAUAACAGCGUGGAUGACAUUGACCUGUACAGUGGAGGUAUUGCUGAAGUUCCGUUUGCUGGAGCAGCUGUGGGAAGAACUUACAUCUGUCUGAUCGGCAAACAGUUCGAGAAACUAAGGGAUGGGGACAGGUUCUGGUUUGAAUCUACAGACUCCGUCACUGGCUUCACGUCUGAUCAAAUAACGCAGUUGAAAAGGGCGUCAUUAGCUCGAAUUAUCUGUGACAAUGCCGACAACUUCAGCACCAUCCAGCGGUCAGCCUUCCUCAACGUUAACACUGGAACUGCAAACCAGGAGGUGAGUUGCACUAACCUGAAGGAAGUGAAGCUUCGAAGAUGGAAGGAAUAACUAGCAGCAUGCCCAUACGACGUUGUGUCAGCACUGUUAAUAAACACUUGAACUUGUA
Haliotis rufescens (red abalone) is the source of this 1924-nucleotide messenger RNA. Its product is annotated as thyroid peroxidase-like. Gene Ontology annotation, biological process: response to oxidative stress. Gene Ontology annotation, molecular function: peroxidase activity; heme binding. The record is from RefSeq and is a predicted model, not a curated record. Lineage: Eukaryota; Metazoa; Mollusca; Gastropoda; Lepetellida; Haliotidae. The transcript is spliced from 13 exons. Bases 34 to 1866 code for a protein of 610 amino acids.